UGGAAAGGAGGAGGGAGAGAAAGAAGGAGAGAGGAGGGAGGACACUGACGACAGACCUACUGGAUCAUUCUCAACCAACACAGUCAACAGCUGCCCUGGUAGAAGAUGCCCCUCCUGAAGGAAGGCAGGAAAAGAGCAGAGGACAUCUCAGCUGUGUACGAGCUGAGAGAGAAGCUGGGAGAGGGAUCUUUCUCUGAGGUGAGGGUUGGUCAGCAUCGACGCACCCACAGACGUGUAGCAGUCAAAUGCAUCCGCAAGAGGGCGCUCAAGGGCAAGGAGGCCAUGCUGGAGAACGAGAUUACCGUGCUGCGCAGGAUCAACCACACCAAUAUAGUGUCCCUGGAAGAGACCUUUGAGACGUCUACAAAGCUCUACCUUGUCAUGACUCUAGUCACAGGGGGGGAACUACUGGAUCGCAUCCUAGAGAGAGGCAGCUACACAGAGAAGGAUGCCAGCCGGGUCAUCCAGCAGGUGCUACAGGCUGUUCAAUACCUGCACCAGCUGGGCAUCGUUCACAGAGACCUCAAGCCUGAGAAUCUGCUGUUUGAGACUCCCGCAGCAGACUCCAAGAUCGUCAUCAGUGACUUCGGCCUGUCCAAGAUGGAGGACCAGGGAGUGCUGUCUACCGCUUGUGGGACCCCCGCUUACGUGGCCCCAGAGUUACUGCAGCAGAAGUCCUAUGGUAAAGAGGUGGAUCUGUGGGCCUUGGGAGUCAUCACCUACAUACUGUUGUGUGGGUACCCUCCCUUCUAUGAUGAGAACGACUCCGACCUCUACCGACAGAUCAUCAAGGCUGAGUACGAGUUUGACUCUCCUUACUGGGACCAGAUCUCCAUCUCAGCAAAAGACUUCAUCCCCCACUUGCUGCAGAAGGAGCCUGAGAGGAGAUACAACUGUGAGAGGGCCUUGAGGCAUCCUUGGAUCUCAGGUGGAGCAGCCCUGGAGAAAAACAUUCACGAGUCAGUCAGCGAGCAGAUCCAGAAAAACUUUGCCAAGAGCCAAUGGAAGAGAGCCUUUAAUGCCACAAUGGUGGUGCGUCACCUCAGCAAGAAGACCCAGGCAGCAGGAGAGGCGGGGGAGACGAGGCAGGCGGGGGAGGAAGGGACAAAGUCCAAGGAUGCACAGCAAGCCGACAAGUCCUAAACACCAACCAGACAGGGACCAGAACAAGGCCCAACCUCCCCACACCACCACAGAGGGCUCCAGGAGGCUCAAGGACCCAACCCCGCCCCCUUGAUCCUCGCCACGACCCUAUUCUUAACCGUUAUCUGCUUUAGUGAUCAGAGUCCUGUGUGAUUCUGGUGGCCUUUAUUUCAGUGUUGUAUGUAAAUAUAUUUUUAGUAUAAUUCAAUGUAAUUUAAUCGGUUAUAAAGAUACAUAUUUGUUUUUCUUGCAGCUUCAUGUAAGAAGUAGUUGUCUAUGGCAUGUUGCAGUACCUAUUGCUGCACCAAUAGAAUCAAGUUUGCUGUUCUACAUUUGGGCUAUUUAUGAAUGUAACGUUGUUGUGGAGGUACUAAUGACCAAUGUGAUCCCAACAUAACCAGAAUGUGUGUCAAUUUAAAUUGUUGUGUGUGCCACCAUAGCACUUAAAGGUGUGAGUCAGCAUAAGAUAAUGCACAUAACUGAUUUACAUCAUCAUGCAGUAUUUUAUGAUUAUAAAGAUCUUGUAAUUGAUUAUCCUUUACAAAUUGCAGAGCAAGAUGCUAGAAAUCCCAGCAGAGGGCGAUAUUGGUCAUUAUAAGACUGUUACCUGUUUUUCUCAUCCGAUGUUGAGUCAAGCAGAAUGACUAGCCUACAGGGAUCUCAGACGGCAAGACAAACUAAUCUAAAUGGGCUGAACUGUCACCACACAGUAUACAGAGUUGUUUUUAAGUAAAAUAUGUCUCUUGUGUUUGGCCUUUUGUGUUUGAAAAAUGUUGGAAAACUAUGUUGAAGACAGUGCUGUGUUUUCAGUUAAUUCAAUAAAGAA
Molecule: messenger RNA, 1969 nt
Organism: Osmerus eperlanus (European smelt)
Lineage: Eukaryota; Metazoa; Chordata; Actinopteri; Osmeriformes; Osmeridae
Gene: pnck
Product: pregnancy up-regulated nonubiquitous CaM kinase
Exons: 12
Coding region: 106-1143 (345 amino acids)
Biological process (GO): peptidyl-serine phosphorylation
Cellular component (GO): intracellular anatomical structure
Molecular function (GO): calcium/calmodulin-dependent protein kinase activity; calmodulin binding; ATP binding
Source: RefSeq, a predicted model, not a curated record